Amphiprion ocellaris (clown anemonefish) is the source of this 3181-nucleotide messenger RNA. RefSeq names its product inhibitor of nuclear factor kappa B kinase regulatory subunit gamma (gene ikbkg). NCBI's taxonomy places the organism in Eukaryota, Metazoa, Chordata, Actinopteri, Pomacentridae. Gene Ontology annotation, cellular component: nucleus; IkappaB kinase complex; cytoplasm. Bases 347 to 2197 code for a protein of 616 amino acids. The record is from RefSeq and is a predicted model, not a curated record. The transcript is spliced from 16 exons. Gene Ontology annotation, molecular function: K63-linked polyubiquitin modification-dependent protein binding. Gene Ontology annotation, biological process: positive regulation of canonical NF-kappaB signal transduction.
AUUUCCUGAGCUAACAAGACUCGCCUCGGCUGUGACAGACACCCUCAGCCCAUCUUUAACACUCUCACGGCGGCAGGAAAACGUCGCUAAAGUGGGAAAAAAAUGCCUUUAGGAGGAUAUACGGCUUGUUGAUGUCGCUCGGUGUUCAUGUCAGCCAACGAGUGCCUUGAAUUACCCGGCGACUAUUAGGCUAACUUAGCCUUGCUAGCGCAAUAGCUAAGACGCUAGCUGUUUAGCCUUAGCCAGCUUUCAGACGCUAGCUAAAUAGCGUAAGCUACUAAUAGUUUACAUGUGAGGGACGGCUUUGGCUCCUGUUUUAACCGAACUACUAAACCGAGAAACGGGGAUGGUGCAGCCUCAACCUGAUGGUCCGAUGCAGUGGGACAUGUCCGGAGAGGAUAGUGGAGGGGCCCUCAGGGUCCCACCAGAGCUGGCUGCCAAUGAAGUAGUGACCAGAUUGCUGGGUGACAACCAGCAGCUUAGAGAGGCUCUGCGGCGGAGCAAUCUAGCCUUGCGUCAGCGCUGCGAGGAGAUGGAGGGAUGGCAGCGGAGAACGAGAGAGGAGCGAGAGUUUCUCAGCUGUCGUUUCCAGGAGGCUAGGGCGCUGGUGGAGAGGCUGGCCCAGGAGAACCACUCCUUACAGGGCCUGGUGAACGGACCGGCGUCCUCCUCCUCCAAUCACUGCUGCAGCUCCAGCCAGACUGAAGACCUGCAGGGACGUCCAGCCAGGAACGGGCCGGCGGACGGACCACAGGUGAGCCAGACUCUAGACCACUGGGACAGGAAGAGAGUUGAAGAUACAGAACAAUACACGCAAACCACACCUCCUCGCAGCCUGGAUGACGCAAGUGUGAGUAUAUUCUUGAGUCAUGCAGUCACCUCGUCCCCAACCUCAUUUUCAGAGGAACAGGGAGAUCCUGUGGAAGGUGCAAACGAUUUCCUGCAGCUGCUGAAGAGCCACAAAGAGAAGCUGGAAGAAGGUAUGCGAGAGCUGAGGAGGAAGAACGAAGAGCUGGAGCGGGAGAAGGAUGAAGGAGACGGAGAGAGAGAGCGAAUGCGUCGCUGCAUCGACCAGCUAAGAGCCAAACUGGCCCAGGCACAGGCGAGCGGUGCUACUGAGGACGUUGUUCCACAUCGCUCUGAGGCGCAGCACUCCUCCGACUGCUCUAGCCUAGCUAAACUCACAGAGCAGCUUCAGGCCACACAGGGCAGGUAUCGGGAGCUGGAGGAGAAACUCGAUUACCUGCAGAAGAGUUCGGCUCAGCGGGACAGAACUGAAGCUCUGCUCAAACAGAAGGACAAGGACUGUGCUCAGCUGGCCAAGGAUUGCGAGGCCCUGAAAGCUCAGGCAACCUCCCUGUUAGGAGAAUUGAAGGAGAGGCAGAGCUGCUUGGACAAGAGCGAGAUGGAGCGCAAAAUGUUGGAAGAGAAGCUGUGCAGUAAGGUGAAGGCCCUGCAGGUGGCAGAGCGAGAGCAGGAGCAGCAGAGGAAGCAGCAUCAUGUGGCCAUGGACAAGCUGCUGCUGCAGACCCAGAGCCUGGAGCAGGCCUUGAAGACAGAAAGACAUGUGGUCACAGAGGAGAAGAAAAAACUGACACAGCUGCAGCAUGCCUACACAUGCCUCUUCAGAGACUACGAUUCCAAACUGAAGAGUGAGGGAGGAGAUCUGUGCAGCCGACUGGAGGAGGCGGAGCGAGCUUUGGCCUUGAAACAGGACCUGAUUGAUAAACUGAAGGAGGAAGUGGAGCAGCAGAAAGGCUCUCUGGAGACUGUUCCUGUCCUCACCGCUCAGGCUGAGAUCUACAAGGCAGAUUUCCUGGCGGAGCGAGAAGCGAGAGAGAAGCUGAACCAGAAGAAGGAGGAACUGCAGGAUCAGCUGAAUCAGGCCAUGACUGAGAUCGAGAGACUCAAGCAAGAAGCCACAUCACGUGCACGUAUGGAGCAAAUGAAGCUGAGACACCUGGAAGACUUUCCUGCACGGCCACCGCACAUUCCCCCUCCACCAGGUGUGUUCCCUGGUGCAGCUUUCAACACGGUGCCUCCUGCCUCCUCAUUCCGCCAUCAGGGUCCGAUACCAGUUGGCGAUCAAGGAGCUGCCGGAGUCGAGGACCUGCCAGAUUUAUGUUGUCCUAAGUGCCAGUACCUGGCUCCAGAUAUGGACACGCUGCAGAUUCACGUCAUGGACUGUAUACAGUAACACGAGCCUAGUUCAGUGCACCGUGACACCACGGAUAUACUGUAUAUGGUAUAUUUACGUUCAGUGUGUCUACUCCCAGUUUUGGGCACAACCUGGGGAAAAAAACAUGUCUGGUGUUUGCACUUUACUCUCUCUCUGCCAUGCAAACACACAUACACAAACCUGAACACAUAUUGUGGAUGCCACCGUUUUAGAAAUUGAAUAUGUUGGAAUACAGACAAGUCAUGUCAAGGCAAUCGGAUGACAGUAACCAGCAUGAUAUUAUCCCACAACUGCGCCGUGGAUUCAGUUUCUGCUUCAGCUUUUUCCAUCCUUUGCAUCCUUUCCAGCACCUUUUUAUUUCCUUUCCUGUGCCUUGCCAAUGAGUCGGCACACUAUCAUCAAUCAGUAUUUAAACACGAUCCCUGAUCUCUCGCCUCAGUUCUGUUUUUCAUGCAGCUACACGCUGUGGAGUGCAUGUGUACACUUUUGACUGCAUCACCCAUCGACACAUCUACAAUCAUCGGACCUACGGGAUGACGCCAUGUCAAAAAAAAGAAGAGACAAUUCAGAGGAGUUUCUUUUCCCCACGAAAAGGAGAAAAACAUGAAUAAUCUAGUGAGCUUUAAAUAAUAUUCAAGUAUGUUUUGGUUGUAAAUGUAGCCGUCUGCAUUACCUCAAAACAUGUAUUAUUAUGUAUUAGAGAUGGAGUUACUCUUGUUGAAAAAAAGUAGCCAUUCUCUGUGUUCUGUGCCUGUGUACACGUUUUACCGCUUUAUCUCUGAUGCUAGACUUGACCCUGAACCCACCACUGCCUCCCCUUUGUGCCCCUUUAUUCCGUCUCUUCCUUACCUGUGCCACCUUAGCUAUUUAUCUAUCUGAAUGUAAACACAUUGAGGUUCCGUCACAGUUUGUGUGACUGUUGUCUGUAAUUACAUAUCCUUCGUUGCUAAGAAUAUAGCUUCAAACUGUCGGAGAUUUACGAAAUAAACCAGUUAUUCAUUA